This is a messenger RNA of Suillus subaureus, 668 nucleotides long. RefSeq lists its product as uncharacterized. Gene Ontology annotation, molecular function: dihydroneopterin aldolase activity. The coding region runs from base 34 to 639 and encodes 201 amino acids. Gene Ontology annotation, biological process: folic acid-containing compound metabolic process. The transcript has a single exon. The record is from RefSeq and is a predicted model, not a curated record. NCBI's taxonomy places the organism in Eukaryota, Fungi, Basidiomycota, Agaricomycetes, Boletales, Suillaceae.
AAUUUCCCGAACGGCAGCUGUGUGACUAUUACAAUGUCCUUGCCCACCACCACUGAUGUCGUGCUCGUCGACACCAUCCAGCUCACGGCAAACAUUGGCCCAGAUUGCUGGGGACGCCUGCGUGAACAGCCCAUCUCCAUCACCGUCCACCUCCAUCUCAAACCCUCCUUCCUUGACAUAUCCGGCCAAUCCGACAACGUCGUAGACUCCAUCCACUAUGGUGAUCUCACCAAAGCCAUCUCGGCGCUCUCGGUAUCUUAUGCGGAUGUUCGUUCACUCGUGCAUGAGGUCACCCAGAAAGCGUUCGCUCUAGCUGGAGAGAAUGUGGACGCCGUGCGCGUCGUCAUCGGCCUUCCGAAGCAGAUUUUACUUGCAAACGACUUUGAGGUUGAGGUGAUUACACCCAGAGGCAAAGACAGUUUGCAGCAGGCUGCAAGAGUGUUGGUCAAAGACCUUGUCAUGCCCGUGCUGAUUGGCGUCAAUCCCCCAGAACGCCUUGCAAAGCAGAAGGUGAUCACGAACAUCAUAUUCUACGAGCAAUCUGGUAUGCACCAAGUGGACUACCCAGCAAUCAUCAAACGGAUAUCAGAGGCACGUACCCUCUUUCUCCCGUCCCUUACUGAAGAGCGACGAUACUGAAUAUCCCUAUGACAGGAGAUCGAAAAUAC